Haliotis rufescens (red abalone) is the source of this 3933-nucleotide messenger RNA. RefSeq names its product B1 bradykinin receptor-like. Gene Ontology annotation, cellular component: membrane. NCBI's taxonomy places the organism in Eukaryota, Metazoa, Mollusca, Gastropoda, Lepetellida, Haliotidae. The record is from RefSeq and is a predicted model, not a curated record. The transcript has 3 exons. Gene Ontology annotation, molecular function: G protein-coupled receptor activity. The coding region runs from base 1469 to 2572 and encodes 367 amino acids. Gene Ontology annotation, biological process: G protein-coupled receptor signaling pathway.
CUGUUAUUAGAGCGCUGCAGGAAUCGAGUGUUUAGCUCGUCAAUUCGUCAAAGUGUGAGUAAUGUUCCCAAAGGCCUCUGGAAUAUAAGAUGUUCUCAAGCAUAAUCAUGCUCAACCGCUCACUGCUUGACUAACAUGACAUCAUCGUCACUAUGUCGCACAUCAUCGCCACCAUUUCACGACCCGUGUUAAUCCCUACAGAGAGUUCUGGGACGAGAAGCAAAGAGGAUUGGACGACGUGCAUCGCAGGCCUAGAACAGCGAGAUUCAUUGAACUUGUUUGAGAUAAAGAAGGUUGGCAAGACGUCAACAGAAGAAAUUAAUCAAGAUAAUAAGAGAUAGAAAGUUGACGUGUCUCUCGUUACCAAGAAAUGACUUAAAGGGUAUAUAUCUAUCGCCCACUGAUUUUCACAGCCUAGUUGCAACAACAAGGGAAACAGGCCAUACGAUGUUCGUCGACUGAUGAUCGUGCAGGGACUGUACGACUUCCCAGUUAUAUAUGCUCACAAGGAAAUACUCUAAAAGGAAAGUUGAUCACGUUGCCAACGUUGAUAGAUGAUCACUCAUCAAGCGUCCCACUUCCUAUGGCACUUUGUAACAGCAGACGAGACAGUCCGCAAGGAGACAACGUGUGCCUUACAGACAACUGAUUCAAAUGACUUUUGAUCAGCUUUCAUGAAAUAAUGUUUUAUUAUUUUACGAUCAUUACAUUGAUGUCUAACGGAUCAUAUUCAAAACAGUAGAUACGCGAUACAUACAUUUUCAAAUGAUUCCAAUUUGUUCUCCCUGGAACAUUGAUACGCCGGCAUCUCAUUGAACAAAUAUAUCGGAACUCUCACAUUACGACCUGAGGAAAUGAGAACCUUUUGAUAAAAGCAGUUUAAUCAACAAGAUUUAAUGGACAAAUAAAGUCAGAAGUGGGUAACUGUUUCUCUUCAGGCACUUCGGGGAAUUGAAAUAUUUGAUACACAGGCAAUAUAUUUUCAUCAGUGAAUCAAUCUCUUUACCAGUGUCACCUUACAUGUGACAUAUAGGUAUAUACAGUUGAUGAAAGCUUGCAUUAAAUAAACUAUCAAUCUUGAGUAUGGUAACCCAUGUGUAUCAAGACAAGGCACUGUAAAUAGUGAAGGAUUGAUUGGUUUGUAAAUAUGGAAAGGAGGACAUGGUAUGAUCUGAUCUCAGACUUUGAUCAGAACAGCGAAGCCACAAACAUGCACAUUUGAACACAGUUCUAUAGAUGUGAAGACAGGUAGUGAACGCAGCUCUGAAAUGGAUGUGGAUACUGUUUUGGAGUUGUCCGAAACUCAUCGGAACUUAAACGUUAACAUGCACGUUUGACUAACAUUUCACAAUAGCUGCGGAUAUUAGCAAUGCAAGGAACUCGUUAGGUAACGACGUUUGUUAAUAGUUGCGGACAUCAGCACUGUUGCCACAAGGAUCCCAUUUGAACAGUCAACCGAAUAACAUGCAUGUUUGACCAACAGUUGAUAAUGGAUACGGGAAGUAGCAUUCUUGGUGCCAGGAACGCCUCCAAAUAUAACACCACGGAUCUGGAAAAUGACCCCACGUACCAAACUGUACUCCAUCUUCAGACAUGGACUCUUCCAGUUGUAUUCUCUAUAGGGCUAAUUGGGAAUAUUUUAGCUGCGAGAACAUUCCUGAGUCCAAACCUGAGAAACACGUCUUGUUGUCUGUAUUUAGCAACAAAAUCUAUCAACGAUUUGUUGUUUCUGAUGUCGUUGUUCGUUGUUUGGUUGUAUCGCCUGGAUGUGCGAGUGUUUAAAACGGUCGGAGUGUGCCAGGCCACCGUUUUCAUUACGUAUAUCACAGGUUUUCUGUCUGUGUGGUGUGUUGUGCUUAUUACCUGGGAAAACUUCAUCAGAGUGUCAUUACCUAGCCACGUAACAAACCUGUGCAGUGUCAAGCGUGCGAAGUACACCAUAAUACUCCUCAUCACCAUCGCCGUUGGGUUGUACAGCUUCAGUUUGUGGACGACAGGGUUAAUAAGUUCCCACAAUAAUUCAAGUUGUCUUGUUUUUGAAAAAUACGAAAGACUGUUGGUUGCCAUGACGCUUGUCGACUCUAUAUUAACGCUAGUCAUACCGCUUGUUGUAAUGGUUUUCCUGAACGUUGCCAUCUCAGUUAGUGCCGUCCAUGCACACGAGCGCCGGAAGAGAUUGUUUGAAAGGGUUCCAAGGACAUCUACAUCACGCCGAAAGGAAACACUAGCCUUGGAAGUAAAGGUAUCAAAGCUGCUGUUUGCAGUAUCGCUCAUCUUUAUUGUUCUCCACACCCCUACCCAUGUUAUCAGAAUCAAAAUGAUGUUCCUACAAAGUUUAUAUGGCGCCGCCUCCCCCAGUUUGAAUGAUGGUGUAAUGCAUCGAAUCUUUGAACUCGUGUACUAUAUGAACUUUUCUGUCCACUGUGCAGUAUACCUGAUUUUCGGUGACAAUUUUAGACUGGUUUUUAAACGGAUAUAUUUUUCUGGAUGUUAUGAAACGGAGGCUGUCCAAAAUAAUACUUUUGAUCCAUAUGCUGAACGGGGCUCUGAAGGAGAAGCGAUCUUUAGAUGAUGCAAACAAAACUCUGUAGACAAUUAUGUGAUGCUGCAAGACAUAUUUGUUUGCGUGUUGUUUUCGCUGCACUCCAGCACUCCAGCUAUAGGUCGGCGGUCUGUAAGCAACCAACCCUGCAACAGACAAUCUAGUGAGUGGCAACAUAAGCAGCUAUCCACGUUGUUGGGAUAUAAUGACAUGCAACCAAUUAAGUCACAGAGCCAGACUACCAGGUCUAUUGAGUCGCCUCGUACAAGCACAGGGUUGUUACCCUGGAUCCUCAUGGGUAAACAAAAAGUGUGCGUGCGUGCGUGUGUGUGUGUGUGUGUGAAACUCGCUCAAAAUACAUACAUCUAUUCAUAUUUACUUUUCAAUAUUAUCCAGUGUAUCAAUUUGAGUAUUUGACGUGCUAGUCUGUCAGUUAGGGCGGGACGAAACAAUAUGUGUUGAUGUUGAUGAUUUCAACACUUGCUCAUACAAUAUUGUAUUUCUGUUAAGCUUUUUCAAAAGGAGUGCAAUCAAUUCUGUUUAAUGACUGUUUAAUUAUCAUGCAUGCCUGACUUCCAUUUCAGAGGUUCGAUCACACAAUACACGUAUCGCAAUUAUUGUAACCAAGUGUGUUUUGUCCUAAUGAACUGUUGAAUUACCAUGCGAAAUGAAUCGUUUCUUGGGAGAUAUAAUACGUAUCACUUUACACACAGAUAUUACACUCUGUGUGUGUGUGUGUGUGUGUGUGUGUGUGUGUGUGUGUGUGACACUCGCUCCAAAUACAUACAUCUAUUCAUAUCUACUUUUCAAUAUUAUCCAGUGUAUUAAUUUGAGUAUUUGACGUUAGGGCGGGAUGGAACAACAUGUGUUGAUGAUUUCAACACUUGCUCAUACAAUAUUGUAUUUCUGUUAAGCUUGUUUAAAAGAAGUGCAAUCAAUUCUAUUUAAUGUCUGUUUAAUUAUCAUGCAUGCCUGACUUCCAUUUCAGAGGUUCGAUCACACAAUACACGUAUCGCAAUUAUUGUAACCAAGUGUGUUUUGUCCUAAUGAACUGUUGAAUUAUCAUUGCGAAAUGAAUCGUUUCUUGGGAGAUAUAAUACGUAGCACUGCACACACAGAUAUUACACUGAUUCGACCUGUGUGGUGUAGGGUGUGCGGAUUUCCUGUAUAUGUCUCCUAAAUGGCCCCUUGAGAUAUAUACCGGCAAUCUUCAACUGCUACAAUACAAUGUGGGAUGAGUAUGAUUCUGCGUUUAGUCAUUUUACAUUCAUCUUCGUGGUUUAACUUACCAAUCUUACACAUUGUAUCAUUUUGUUAUUAUUUUGGAUGUUUAUUCUUUUAAACGCUUGUUUGUUGUCAAACGUUUCGACCAUGUAAGAUGACAAAAUAAA